Molecule: messenger RNA, 777 nt
Organism: Physeter macrocephalus (sperm whale)
Lineage: Eukaryota; Metazoa; Chordata; Mammalia; Artiodactyla; Physeteridae
Product: COP9 signalosome complex subunit 8-like
Exons: 1
Coding region: 1-630 (209 amino acids)
Biological process (GO): COP9 signalosome assembly; protein deneddylation
Cellular component (GO): COP9 signalosome
Source: RefSeq, a predicted model, not a curated record
AUGCCAGUGGAGGUGAUGGCUGAAAGUUCUUUUAGUUUCAAAAAGUUGCUGGAUCAGUGGGAGAACCAGGACCUCGAGGCUCCGAGAGGAAUUGUUACACCCGCAGUGUAUAGUCAGUUUCUAGCUUUACAUCUGCUUUAUAAUGACAUGAAUAAUGCAAGAUAUCUUUGGAAAAGAAUACUACCUGCUAUAAAAUCUGCAAAUUCUGAACUUGGGGGAAUUUGGUCGGUAGGACAAAGAAUCUGGCCGAGAGAUGUCCCCGGGACCUAUACCACCAACAGCGCUCACCCGUGGUCUGAGACGGUCCAGCCAAUCAUGGAGGCACUUAAAGAUGCCACCCGGAGGCGAGCCUUCACCCUGGUCUCUCAAGCAUAUACCUCCAUCAUCGUCGAUGAUUUCACAGCCUUUGUUGGACUUCCCGUGGAAGAGGCUGUGAAAGGUAUCCUAGAACAAGGAUGGCAGGCCGACUCCACCACAAGAAUGGUCAUGCCCAAAAAGCCAGUUGCAGGGACCCUGGAUGUUUCCUUUAACAGGUUUAUUCCCUUAUCAGAGCCUGCCCCCGUUCCACCCAACCCCAUUGAACAGCAGUUAGCCAGGCUCACCGAUUACGUGGCUUUCCUCGAAAACUGACUUAUCAUUCUGAGUUCAAGAUCUACCUUCAGAAUCCUGAAUACUGACAGAAAAAUGUAAAAUUUUUAUUUUCAAUUUUAUUGGAUGAAUUAAGCACCUCAGCAUUCCUUACUGAGUAUGUGAUAAAAUACGUAUGUAAUAUAAAGU